Messenger RNA from Neohortaea acidophila, 933 nucleotides. RefSeq names its product ribosomal protein L1/ribosomal biogenesis protein. NCBI's taxonomy places the organism in Eukaryota, Fungi, Ascomycota, Dothideomycetes, Mycosphaerellales, Teratosphaeriaceae. The record is from RefSeq and is a predicted model, not a curated record. The transcript has a single exon. The annotation marks the transcript as partial. Gene Ontology annotation, cellular component: 90S preribosome.
GUCGAUCCAGCACAGACGCUUCGCGCUGCCAAUGCGCUCCUGCAAAAAAUCCAGAGCGACCAGGCUGCGCGAGCCGCUUCCUCUUUCAAAGCCGAUCUGUUGGCCGAUGCAGACGACGAUGUCAACGCCAGCAGCCAGCCCGUGUGGCUCGUCUUGUCCACCAAGAAACACAUUGUCGACAAGAAGCGGCUGAAAGCCGGCAAGAUCCUCCUCCCCCACGCCCUCCUCGACCCCUCCACCUCCGCCUUGCGCAUUUGCCUGAUCACCGCCGACCCUCAGCGCGCCUACAAAGACCUCGUCGCAGAUCCCUCUUUCCCUCUGGACUUGUCGAAGAACAUUUCCCGAGUAAUCGGAUUGUCGAAGCUCAAAGCAAAGUACAAGUCCUACGAGUCUCGCCGCCAACUCUAUCGCGAACACGACGUCUUCUUCGCCGACGACCGAGUCAUCACCUAUCUGCCUCAACUCCUCGGCAAGGUCUUUUACCAGACUGGGAGCAAGCGUCCCGUGCCCGUUUCGAUGCAAGGCCGGAGACAAGAUGUGGACGAGCAAGGGAACAAACGACAGAAGCUGUCCGAGGGCGGCACGAAAGCGGUCAGAUCUGCGGCCAAACCAGCCGAAGUGGCAAGCGAAAUCCAGCGCACCCUCUCCUGCGCGCUCGUGCAUCUUGCACCGUCUACAACCACCGCCGUCAAGGUCGGUCAUUCGCUCAUGUCACCACAAGAAGUUCAGGAGAAUAUUGAAGCUGCCACGAAAGCUCUCGUUGAGGUGUAUGUUCCGCAAAAGUGGCGGAAUGUGCGUUCGAUCCACAUCAAAGGCCCAGACACCGCAGCACUUCCCAUUUGGAUGGCUGAGGAAUUGUGGGAGGACGAGCAGGAUGUGCUGGAAGAACCACCUGCCGAGCGGGCGUCAAAGAAGGAUAAGAAGAGGAAGCGA